This is a messenger RNA of Sclerotinia borealis F-4128, 594 nucleotides long. The record is from the annotation of a GenBank genome assembly. NCBI's taxonomy places the organism in Eukaryota, Fungi, Ascomycota, Leotiomycetes, Helotiales, Sclerotiniaceae.
AUGCGAAGAUCUAAAUCUAAACACGAACUCAGUGACAUCAAACUUUCAGUUGGCCACAUCAAAUUGCCACUUAAAUCAAUUCCCGAUGAAUCUAAGGCCCUUUGCAAGGACUCCUCGUCAUCUCAACCCGAAUCUGGCGAGCCUACAGUUCCAAUGAAGGACAACAAAAGUUUCGAUCAAAUGAAGCCCCAGGCUGACUGCGAGAACAAAAUCCUCACGAAAGCUCAUGAAAAUUUGAAAACAAGGUACAUCGCUCAUGCUUGUGGUAGCAUAGCCUCGGAGAGCAACACAUCAGAUACCGAUUCUCUCUGUACCGAAUCAAUGUCGAAAACACUUCGUAUCGAAAAGAAGCCACCUUUUCCACCAAUCGACCUCCAAACAAAUACUCAAGUGUCUCCGGAGCAAUGUUUGGAAGUAUUUAAACAUGUAUCCGCAACACUUAACGAGCUCGAGCCCAUAGCCCGCGAAGCUACCGUCAGUCAAUCACGAAACCACCAUGAACACUGUCAAGAUCUGAUUGAGCUUCAUUGCAGACUACUUGAUGAUUAUGUCGAGCUUCUUGGUAUAUUCCAGCAUGGUGGUCUCAUCUAUUGA